AUGGCGUGCUACCUGGUCAUCAGCUCCCGGCAUCUCAGCAACGGGCACUAUCGCGGCAUCAAAGGCGUCUUCAGGGGACCGCUCUGCAAGAAGGGCGCUCGCUCGCCGGUAACUGCCACCUCCUCGCUCCCUCCCUCACUUGCCCCCCGCACGGACUAUGCUGAGAAGGAGAAAGCUGCAGCCAAGGCUCUGGAGGAUGUGAAGGCUAACUUCUACUGUGAACUGUGUGACAAGCAGUACCACAAACACCAGGAAUUUGACAACCACAUCAAUUCUUACGACCAUGCUCACAAGCAGAGAUUGAAAGAUUUAAAACAAAGGGAAUUUGCUCGAAAUGUGGCCUCAAAGUCAUGGAAAGAUGAGAAGAAGCAGGAAAAAGCACUCAAGCGGCUUCAUGAGCUUGCAGAGUUACGGAAGCAGUCAGAAUGCAUCACUGGAACUGGACCAUUGCUUAAAGCCCCAAGAUUAGUUGUGGAAAAGCAGCAAUCACCAGAUGGUGUUUUCCUGUACAAGGGCAGCAAGUUCACAGCCGGUUCUCAAAGAACCACCGUAAGUAAAGGACAAGGUUUCUCCAGCAACAUACUAGAGAAACAGCAGCCUAUAGUAAGUAGGCACCAGUCCUCUACUGAAAGACCCCAUGCACUUGGAAAUCAAGUCUCACAAGUGUUCCCAGAUAGGACUAAUGCUUCUCACAGGGCAGGAGUGUCUUUCUCAUUCUCUAAAAAGGUCCAUUUGAAGCUCGAGUCCUCAGCAUCAGUCUUCAGUGAGAACUCUGAAGAAGGAAAUGAUUGUAGUGAAUCCCCCAACCAUAAAGCAAAGCAAGCUCUUGAGGGCUGUCGUUCUGGAACAGUUUUGGAGGAAGAUAUGAAAACAAGAUUGGAUAAAGGGUCACCUAUUACACAAAACCAAAUGGAUUUGGAUAAUUGCGUAUCAAGUCAUGUAGCUACAAAACCUAAAAUGGUAAAGGAAAAUGAUAAAAGCAGUGACAGAGAACUAGAAGAAAAGGUUAGUGCUCAUCCUUCAUUUUCCAAAGUCAGAAUGCAUCUUUCAAAUUUGGAUUUUUCUGGUUCACUUGGAGAAACAGAGCAAGAAAGCCAUUUGAAUGAGUCUUACCAAUUUUUGGAAGCUCUUAUUUCACCUUCAUACCAGGCUAGUGAUUUUCGUACACAGCUGAACACCUGCAAGCACAACAAUGGCCACCUGCCUGACCAGUUACCUGAGCUCCCCCAACAGCCAGCACCUCAGCUACCAUGUGCAAGCAACAUUAAUGACAGUCCUGGGAUGGUAAAAAAAGAAAGAUCUUUAGAGAGUUCAGAAACCACAAAUGGGAAUAUGGAAACACUUCCAAGGGAGACCAUGGUUAAAGAGGUUAAGCCCCAGACAUUACCUUUCCUCCAUGUAGUGAGCAAAGAUGGCACCACUGCUCUACAGUGGCCCACAGAAUUACUUUUGUUUACAAAAACUGAGCCCUGUAUUUCAUAUGGCUGUAAUCCAUUGUAUUUUGACUUCAGACUCUCUUUAAAUCACAGAGAUGGUAAACAGCAUGAAACAAACCAAGAAAGCUGUAAAGAGCACUCUAUAAAUAAGACUGCAGAUGAAAAUGAAGCCUCAGGUUUAAUAAAACACAAGAAAAUGUCAAAUGAACAAGAUAAUCACUUGUUGAAACCAAAGAAGAUGAAAGGUUCCCUAAAUCCAAGAAAGGCCAAGCAAAAAGCUGAGUCAGACAUAGGGAAAGAAAUGAAUGAAAAUGGUCAAAAAUACAUUGCAGAUUAUCUGAAUGAAAAUAUAGCCAAAGUGCCUGCUUACCUCAAUCUCUCACAAAAAGAUUAUGUGACAGAAAAAAGCCUUCAAACAAAACCACUGAGAAGAUCUUUAAAGCAUCAUUUUCAUAGCUGUGAAAGAAAAAAACAGAACAUUAGAAAUGAAAGCAUUUCCUUUUCUGCUUUUAUGUCUAGGUUUAAAAAGUCUAAAGCUGCAAAAUGUCAUUUAAUUUAUUCUGAGGAAAAAUGUAAAAGCCAAAAUGACUGCAGAUCUGUUCAAGAUGUGGUCAGCUGCAACAGUGACAUAAGUGAUAGUGGAAAAGACUCUAGUGGAAGUUCCCUUAAUUACAAAUCCAGUUCAAACUGCAACUAUUUGGAAAAUGAAGGAGAUGCAGUUUGCAUGAGAUGCUGGAAAUUCCCAUCUCCUCAAAGGUCCUCUUCUGACAGACAUUCCAGCUAUUCUGACACUUCAGAUAGCGAUACAAGUAGCUACCUGAGCUAUAUGAGUCCCACAUUGAAUAAUCACAGCAGAAAUAAUUUGCUUUUUUGUUGUAAAAGAAAAAGCAAGACAGCUGAAAGGCACAAAUGUGAACACAGAAAGCACAAAUGUAUUUUUGCUUCUGAAGGUACAGAUGAGGAUAAUCAUUGUCAUGGUAGAAGUCACAGAACUAGGAACUGUACACAGAGGGGCACCGUUAAAUAUCAAAGAUGGUCAAGACAUAGAGUUUCACAACACAGAGACAGAUCUAAACACAGUAGAUGUAGACACCGGCAUUUUUGCAAAGUGCACAGUCAAAGUAGAAGCUAUCACAGCUCCGAAAUUUGUUCCACCAGAGAUUCAAGAAGCAGUGAAAAGUCAUCUAGUAGCAGAAUGUCAAGAGGCAGCAGUUCAGAAUUCUUCUCAAAAGAGACUGACAACUAUGAAAACCAAACAAAAGAGGAGGCAGAAAGAGAUUCUAACUCUGAACCAGGAAAAGCUGAAACUGUGCAUUUUGACUCUCUGAAUGUGAAUGGUCAGUCAAAAAAUGUUGCCUCCUGCUCUUCUGGAAACCUGGCAAAAGACAUAUGUGGAAAAAGAAAGUCACUGACAGCCAGCUUACUUUUAGAAAGAGUGCAGUCCAAGAAAGCCCAGGAACAAACACAAAAUUCAGAGAGGUUUUCAAACACUUGUGGAGUGGAAUUAAAGGAUCACUCGCAAAGUCACUUUGCUUUUCAAUUUUCGUCACCAGUAGAUGACACUGCAAUGUUACCUUCACCAGAGAAACUGCUAAGCAUAGGUAAAAAUGACAUGGGGUAUAAUGAAAUCGGUUCAUUGGAUACCAGAGUGAAGAAAAACAACUUUGAAGCAUCAGAGAUAACUAAUGUUGCUCUUUCAACAGGCACUGAUUAUAAUCAUUGUCUUUUUAAAGACAUCAUUCAAAUAGGAACAGGCUAUCAGAGCCCAAGCAUAAAAACGAACACAGCAAUAAAGGAACAAUCAAAUCUCUUCAUUAGUGAAGUGCAACCCUUUAUACAAAGCUGUGACCCAGUACCAAAUUAUUUCCCUGGUGCUUUUCCCUCUAAUAGAUAUUCUGUUGUUGCUAAUUCAACAGAGACCAAAGAAGAACUACAUGAUGUAAAUGUGGACUCAAACCAUGCAGAAGGAAGUUCAGACUCUCUUUGUGAAAAUGCUAUGCAGAAGUAUGAUGACACAGUAAAUGACCUAGAAGUGUACAAUAAAUCCACCUCCCCUCCUUUAACACAGCAGCCUAUCACGUUUUCACCAGAAGAAGUAGACAAAUAUAGGUUGCUGCAGCUGCAAGCUCAGCAGCAUAUGCAGAAACAACUUCUGGCAAAACACCUGAAAGUUUUGCCUACCCCAGGACCAGCUGCCUUUUCAGCAACACCAGCAGUUCCUGCCCUUCCUGUCCAGCAGCACGCUACUGUCACCACCAUCCACCACACCUUGUUGCAACGCUUUGCUGUCUCAGCAUCUGUCCAUCCUUACAGCAGCCAUCUCUCCCCGGCACACCUCCACCCCCUCUCUCAGGCACAUUUCACACCUAUAUCACUUUCCCCAUUAGCACCAGCCCUCAUUCCCACCCACCCUGCUCUGCUGACCAGACACCCAUUGCACUUUGUCUCCACCCCUACUCUCCACCCUUCCCCACUGACCCUCCCUGCACUGCCACACACUGCAUAUAUCCCAGCCUUAUUUACACCACACCUGAAUGCAGCCACACAUUCCGCUAUACAUCCAAAUCCCUUAGUUCAUCCAUUAUUCCAAGGGCAAGAGCCCCAUCACCAUUCUUGCUCUAGCCAGACCCAGCAAUUACCAACAAUAAAAGAAGUUUUCAGUGUUUCUAGCUAUUUAAACUAGCCCAAAUGAUUACACCAUGGCUCUGAAACCAAAUUUGAAUAAAAUAAAUUAUUCAGUUCAAUCACAUGUCUGAGGGGAAAACUGUUUUGCUGAGAGCACAACAGCAAAUGUUUUAAAGUCCACAGUCUGGCUGACAGCACAUGAAUGUUGAUUUAGUUCUUUUUUAAAGCCUUUUAUGAUAGUGUCACAAGGGGGAUGGGGUCUGGCUAGUGUCAUUCAACAGAAGGUUUGGAAAGAACAGCCUGAAGUAAAGUCUAUGGCUGUCAGUAAGAAUAAGACCACAGCACCCAGACACAAUAGGACCAAGAAUAUCAACACUGUUGAGUGAUUUAAAGCAGCACAAUUUAAAGCAGCUCAAAGGUUUGCUUUUCCAACUGUGUAUAUGCAAUGGCAUAGUGCUUGGUCUGUUUAAGAUAUUCCACACUGAGGAAAAAAGAAAGCAUCCGGGACAACAAGUCCCUGGUUCUGUCUCCUGGCCAAAAAACUGAGGAGCGUUAGUGUCAUACAUGGUGAGUUAAGACUGGGAGAUGAGGGUCAGAACACCUCAAAGACACUUUAGUGAUUUUACCACUGAGAUAUGUUGCUUGUACAGUGUAAAGGGACUGCAGUCUAGCCACAAGUACAUAACAAAAUAUUCCCUUAGUGUAGAGGGGGAUCUGUGCUGGCACAGCAGGCUGUGGCUUUUCUCCCUGAGACAACUAUCCAAGGCACUGAGGGAAAGAAGUGAAUGAAGCCAAGUCCUUUGGCAUUGCCCGCCUGUGGCUGUAGCACAGAGUAUGUCAGGAGUGGGAUACAGCAGCCCAGAGUUGCCAUGCAGCUAGUGCUGGCCUUGAACCCCAGAGGUCCUUGGCCAAGACUGCAACCUUCUUUCCUAUGAAACAGAACUCUGACAUGUGGGAGAGUCUUGCUCAAAGAAUGUGUACAAAUGUUUCAUCCCUUUCACAAACAAUGUAAACAAUUGGCUGGUCCUAUAAAAUCGUGCCGAUGUUCAUAAAAAUCCACAAGUAAAAUUCUGAGAGGAAACUGGUUCUUCAGGUCAAAUCUCAUAGACAACCAUGCCAGUUUUCAACAUUUCAAAGUAUAUUGAAUCUAAUCAAGUAAGUCUAGAUUUUCACAUGGCUUCCCAAACUCUCAACAUAUAGAUCGAAGUUCUGAAUCUGCAAUGUUUGAAUGUGUGUAUCCAACUUCAGGGUAACACGGGAUUGAAAUUGCUAUUAAUAACUGUUUACCUGGAAAUAGGUGAGGGCUUCAGCAUCUAUUUGAAAGGCACAUUUUGACUAUUUUUAUAAUGUUUCCUACUCAACAUGGGAUAUUUAGCAUGAAACGAGGUUCUUAAUUUUGGCUAGACUGCAGGCAUGCUUCCCAAUGUAAUUGGACAGUGAAGAGUCUGACAGCCAUUACCUGUAUGCUUGGAUUAGAAACUUUUGAAAUUAUUUCAAUUCAUUUACAAUAAUGUAGUACACGAUUAAUAAUGUAUCUUUCAGAAUUUAUAUAAAACACAUGGAGAAAAUUUUGUAGCACUUUAUUCCAUUAUAUUUGGCUAUCUAAAGACAUUGAAAAAUCUAAUUGCAGUUAAGUUGGUUAUUUAAAAUACAACUUAGAAACAAUUUUCUAACUUAUUUUUAAUCAAACUAAAUUGAUCCAUUGCAAUAAAAUAGAAUUAUUUUAAUUUUUAAAAGAAGCUGCUUCAGCAUAAACGGCUAUCAUGUCUUUACAAGUUGUGACUACUUGUUUUUCAAUUGAUUUUCAAAGCUAAAAUUUUUUUGGAUACUUAACAUUUUAGCUAUCAAAUAAAAGCUGUCAGGAAAAAAAUCUGGAGAUUUAGCAAAAGCAAAACAUUUUGUAUUGAAAAAGAUUGGUGAAUCUAGCACCCUUGCAUAUCUUCUGUUUGGACUCCCAGCUUUACUGAAUUCAUUAACAAAAUGGAUUUGUGCCAUUUUGGAGUUACUUAUCUUUAUGGCUUAAUUUUCUCAUUUUAAUGGUAGGGAUUUUUUUAAUUGAAAUUAUUACUUCAGAAUUAAGGAAGUCGGAAAUUUUCUUUGGGAAAGAUGUUAGAAAUAAAUAUUUCCACAAUUUUAAAAUUCCUUCUUUCAUUUUUCUGUCUGAAAAUUUUCCCCAAAUUAGGUCUCAAUUAACAUAUAAUUUCUAGACUUCAGAAACUCUGUUUUCUGAGAUUCAAACAUAUUUCACUGAAUGUGACUUAGCAUCUCUGAAAAUUAGUACUUGCUUGCUCAGAUGGAGGUUCCUCACUCACUUGGACACUUGGAAACAUCAGUUAUAGUUCUGUAGAAACAUUCUGAAUUGAAUGUUGAAAGGAGCAGAUCAAUCUGUGCCCUGGAAGAGGAUGACUGAGCUGCACAUCCACUACCACCAGUUCAGGGAUAAUACCAGCCUAAAAGAUUAAUUUCCAGUCCUAAAAAAAUUAUAUUUAUGGGCACAGUUUCAUUGCUAGUCAAAAAAACCCUCAAUUGUUGUCACUGUAAAUAAGAGUUCAUUUGAAUCCUAAGUAGAUAAUGCCAAGAGAAAAAACUGUAACAGAAGAAAUGCUAAUCUCAUCUUCAGUGUGUACACACACAUUUUGUAUCUCUGUUUCUUACAGAAUAUGUUAAUAUUGUAAAAAUUUCUAUGGCAAGAAACCUGACCAACUGAAACUUAACAACAUUCAACUAUGUAACUCAUUUAUGGGAAAUAGUUAUAUAUGUUCCCUUAAUGUAUGCACAAUACAAUGGGAUUCUAGGAAGGAACUAAAUCAUAGGGUGCCCAUGCAUCAUUGUAUAUAUCAACAGGAAUGAUCUGGUAAGGCAAAUUAAUAGACAAUAAAUAUUAAAUUUAAUUGUUGGAACAGUGGGAAAUAGGACUUUGAGAGGUAUAUAUGGAAAAAAAAAGAGAGUUUAAGAAGGAACACAAACAGCACAAUAGUAAAAAUCCAAUAUUAUUCUUAGUACACAGAAGGGAUUUUCUUGCAGAAAUAUAAUAAAAUCGGGAGAGCUGAGAUGAUAUAUUUGCUCUACUUGCUGCCAUAUUUAUUUUUCAACAGUAAUGUACUUUAAAUAUGUAUCAUUAUUAUUAUUAUUAAAGCAUAAUUGAGCCUGAUGUAUAGAGCCGUGUUACAAUUUAGUUUUUAUCCAGACUGAUUUUUAAAAGAUUUACAGUAUCCUGGUGGCAGAGACAUAUACCCUCCAAGUUAAUAAUGAUCUCUUUUAGCUUGAUUGUAUAUUGUUGAUACAUAAUCUAAGGAACCAGGCCACCCACACCGUAAAAUUCCAAUAACAGAAAGUUUUCUGAGUUAUACAAUAAUAAAUUUGGUUUUGUUUUUUCUUGUUUUGUUUGGUUGGGUGGUUGGUUGGUUUGGUUUGGGAGUUUUUGUGGGGUUUUUGUGGGUUUGUUUGUUUUGGGUUUUUUUUGUAAUUGAGGUACUUCUGAAAUACAUUUAACAUGUAUAUUUGUUGUGCAGAUUUACAUAAAAAUGCCAUUUGACCAGGUUGAUUUUAAAAAUGUUAAGUUUAUAUUUGAAACCGGAUAAUACUCUGGUUAGUAUAAUAUGUAAACUAGUAAUUUUGUUUUGUAUUCUCUGUAUAAAGUGUUUUAUAUUAUACAGUAGCGAAGUGAAUUGCACUAUUGUACAUGCAAUGCGGCUUUUUUUUAGGUUAUUCAAGAAAUUCCUGGGAAUGUAGUUAAUGCAAUAAUAUUUUUUUUUUCAAUAAAAAGGCUUACUGGUAUAAA
Molecule: messenger RNA, 7842 nt
Organism: Columba livia (rock pigeon)
Lineage: Eukaryota; Metazoa; Chordata; Aves; Columbiformes; Columbidae
Gene: ZNF804B
Product: zinc finger protein 804B
Exons: 4
Coding region: 1-4119 (1372 amino acids)
Cellular component (GO): nucleus
Source: RefSeq, a predicted model, not a curated record